UGCUAUCAUGGCGACGUGCGAUCAUUCUGUCGUUGAAUAUUUUCCUGGCAACGACGGCCAUCAUUGUGGCUACUGUGGUUCAGAUAACACCAAUUGUUCUCAUGGCAUGUGGGCACACACCAUGACUGUAGAGGAUUAUGAACAGCUCGUUUACCGUGGAUGGAGAAGAAGUGGAUGCUACUGCUACAAACCAACGCUGAGUAUUGCGUGUUGUCCCAUGCAGACUAUUCGGAUGGAUGCCCCAAACUUCAGUAUAAGUAAAAGUCAAAAGAAAGUCAUCAAGAUGGUGAACAGAUACCUCAUCCAUGGCAUAAAGAAAGGAGAGAGCUCUUCAGAUCACGAGGCGUGUGUGCGAGAUCUUCACCACAAUGAGACGAAACGCUCGAGUCAAGUGUUAGCCGACUUGGAUGCCUCGAGUCUCAGGUUGAAAGGCAGCAAGAAGCAGAAUGAGUCUGGUGAUAGCAUCAGCGUAAAACACAAGACGGAAUCGACAGCGAAGACAAGUCUUACAGAAGAUAAACAGUCUGCGGAAGUGGCAUCGGAACACGGUGUAGCAACCGCAAGGAAAGGCAAAACAUACAAACCAGGUGUGGGACUUGAUCCAAAUAAACCAAAAUGUGGGAAAGCAAAGCUGAUCCGGCUAGAAAAAAAGAAAAAAAAGCUGGUCGUGGAGUCAUCGGUUUCUGAGGAUCAAACAGACUCUGUGUCUACUGCUGAGAUAUCACCAAGUAACAGUAAGAAAAUGUUAAAAAGAGAAAAUGAACGUAAAAGUGUGGAGGAGUACCUUGCUGAACCAGAGAAGGCUGAAAGUGUUGCACACAAACUGGAGAUAAAACUUAUACGUUCUUGUCCACCAUCGGAAGAAUUUCUGUCGACUUUUCGUAAGGAGUCGUACAAAUUGUUUAAAAGAUAUCAGAUGUCAAUCCACAAGGAACCAGAAAAUGAAUGUACUCUGCGUGACUUUUCUCAGUUUUUGGUGGAGUCACCAUUGCAGCAUAUCCCUGGUGAUAAAAAGCUGCUUACAGGAUAUGGGUCGUAUCACCAGCACUACAUUCUGGAUGGAAAAAUCAUAGCUGUUGGCGUGAUUGAUAUUCUUCCCCAUUCCGUCUCGUCCGUGUAUCUCUACUAUGACCCCGACUACAGCUUCUUGUCCUUGGGCACAUAUUCUGCACUGAGGGAGAUUGCGUUUGUGAGGGAGUUAUACAAGAGUUCACCUGAUCUACGAUAUUACAACAUGGGUUUCUACAUCCAUUCUUGCAGGAAGAUGCAAUACAAGGGUCAGUACUCGCCAUCAUACAUUGCUUGUCCUGAAGUUCAUACGUGGGUUCCAAUAGAAAAAUGUCGACCCAAAUUGGACGCCGCCAGAUACUGCCGAUUAGAAGAGGAUCCAACAAUAGAGGAUGAAGAGGGAAAGAUCGACUUGAAUGCAGUUCUAAUACUACAGAAUGGGACAUUACUGAAUUACGAAAAAUACCACAUGCUCAAUCCAAGCAGGAAAGAUCAGUCCGAGAUUGAAGAAUAUGCAAAAUUAGUCGGGCGGACGUGUUCACAAAGAAUCUUGCUGUAUCGGCGAUAGAGAACCUGUUCCUCGACUCAUCAAAGCUUAGUGUUGUGAUUUCGAACAUAUUUAAAUCCCCCUCCCCCAAACAUAUCUUUAUAUCUAGUAGUCACUUGAUGGUGGUAACUACAGAACGUAGCAUAUGUUGUUUUCAUUUCUAUUAUGUUAGAUGAGAAAGGUAAACAAGGGGUAAACAAAAUUGUUGCUGUUGAAUGGCAGUAGAUUAUGAUAUGAGCCAUCACAUGAGAAACUUUUAACUUGGCAUGAUUUAAAAAACCCAAGAAAACAUUUGCAUCAUAGAAACAUGGAAGAAAAGGUUGACAUGUGCUUGUCACAUUGUUUUUAUCAUGCUAAGAAGAUAUUGGUUUCGUCACAUAAGAACAUAUAACUUAAAACAUUGGCAAUAAAACAAAUAAAGUAAAUAUUACUGUAUUAAUGCAUAAUUUUUUUUUUUUUAAAUUGACUUGGUUAAAAACUAACGUAGAACCAGUAAAAUUUUAUUUUAACUUUGAAGUUUAAAAAAGUAACAAUUUAUCCUAUCUUUUACUAGAUAUAUUUAAAUAUAGAACCUUACUACCAGAGAUUAGGUUUUUGACUAUUACUACCUGAGAUUUAGAUUUUUGAAGAUCCUUUGCACCCAUAUGAUUUUAAAGGAAAUUUUUUUUAAAUUAUUAUUUUUUGUUGCUGUUGUAGGUUUUUACAUGUGACAUCUCAUAGCUUAUAUAUUUUUAUCAUCGAACCACAGUGCUGUAUCCAUGAUAUAUCAUCCUUUUGUCAUUCUGUUACAACAUCUGCCUUGUGUUAUUUAAUGUGUUUUUUCCUGCAACAAUAUGCAUAGUUACACUGACUGCACCCACAAAUCAAAAUAAUACGAGUGUAAAGGUUUUUUCAUAACCAUAUGCAAAAAGAAGUACAUUUAGGAAGCUUUAAAACCAACACUAUUACUCAUAAGUAACAAAACCGUGAGGGCACAGAUUUUCAAAGCUGACUUAGCGCUACAAUAUCGUAAAACCAUUAUAGACUAUGAUGUCACUAUGGUGAUUGUUUCACAAACAUAUUGAUCAUAUGAUGACUGUCUUAAAUUUUAUUUUCAUGUUUGACUUAUGAACAAAUUACUGGAUUACAUCUAUAUAUAUAUAUGUCAAUAUCUGUGUGGUUCAUAACCAUAUGUCCAACACCAUAUAACCGUAAAAAAAAGUGUUGAGUGCAUUGUUAAAUAAAACAUUUCCUUCCUUCUCAUCAAAAUGUCCUUUGGACUCUGCCUUGUGAAGAGAUACAAACUUGAUUGAGUACCAGUAGCAGACAGGAUAUCAUACCGUUUAAUAGUUUGUGUUUGUGAUCAUUUAACAGUUUGUUACUGAAGCCUGUAACCAAUGAUAGUAAUUUCACUUGGGAUAGUUUGAAUUGAUAGCUUGUGAAGAUUACUAACAAAAUACAACAACAUGGUAUUUGCCUCUUUUAUCGAUAUAGUAAAUGUUAGAUAGUUAUAUGUAAAAAUAUUGUUUAAUUUAUUAUACAUGUGAACAGUUCUUUAAAUCAAAACCAUUUUAUCUUAGAAUAUAUAUUUAUUGAUAUUAUUCAUUCAGCCUUUGAUACUGGCACUAACCAUACUUUAUUUAAAAUCCACCAACAAUGGCUGGUCUACGUGUAUUUCCUCCCACCUGUCUGGCUCUUCUUCGCAUUCGCCUGAUGUGCAGUUGGUCUAGGAUCGAUCCCUGUCAGUGGCCCCAUUGGGCUAUUUCUUGUUCCAUUCAGUGCACCACGACUGUGGUAUAUGCUAUCCUGUCUGUGCGAUGGUGUAUACAAAAGAUCCCUUGCUACUAUUGGUUUAUCAAAGACUGUGAUAUGUGCUAUCCUGUCUGUGGGAUGGUGCAUAUAAAACAUCCCUUGCUACUAACGAAGAAAUGUGGCAUGUUUCCUCCAAAUGUUUGACAAAUGAUGAUUAAUAAAUCAAUAUGCUCUAAUGGUGUCAUUAAACAAUAACUUUUAACCAACUUUAAAAGUUCUUUCCUAGAAAUGACGACUUUGUGAGUAGUGUAACUUUUUUUUAUAUACACCUUUUAUGUACACCUGUCUUUGAUGGUUCAUGUUAUGGUACGUUGUUGUUCAUCCAUCCAUCUAUCUGACCUUUAAGAUGCUAUGUGGUUCCAACUCCACCUGUAGGAGGACUGCCACCUUUAUAACAUGUGUCAGUACAGACACCAAAAACCUUUCUACAGCUUCCCACAGACAUCAGAAUGUGCACACGGAUGUGCAUAGGAUAUUUUUUUAGAAUGGUACAUUUUACAGAAAUAUUGCUCAAAUUAUUUGGGAGGGAGAAUCCCCUUUAAAACCAACUAUGAAUAAUGAUAAGGCCUCACAACAUCAUGUUAGUGACCGAGGUAUCAAGCCAAUACAGUAUGUUUUAUGCAAACAGAUCGAACCUUUAUUUUUGAUGUUUAAUAUAGUUGUUUCUACUUUCUGCGUCUUUGAAUUUAUGCUUCCUAUAUAUGUAAUCGCGGCUUACAUGUGUACCUCAUGUACAUAUAUUAUGCAUUAAUUUUAAUUUAUUCUGUUGAAUGCCUGCAGCCAUCUUGGUUUUUUUUCCAUCUAAAUACAUGCACUUGGAUUAAGACCACCACAUAUGUAUACACUGCUGUCUAAUAUUUACAAUUAUUUAAUUUAUUACACUAUGCAUAUUAUGCACAAUGUCUGAUUGGUCGGUGUUAAUCAAGGGUUUCGUGUUUCAUAUUACACGGCUCGGUGGUUUUACGAACCAAUAAAUCACGAUAUUACACUCAGGGAUCACUCUGUACUUUGACAAAUUAACCAGUUGCUAAUUUUAUAUGCCAAGUGGCUCAACAUCUAGUCUUUGGUUAAUAAAAUAUUCCUUAAAUUAACCCCUAUUUUUAUGUUUUGAAAGAAAUACUCUAUAUUUCAAGAAGUUGUCUAAACCACAAUUUGUUCCAGUGUGAGCACUAGGACUCGUCCAGUCCAAAACGGGGAUUCCCCUUGUACUGGCAUUGACCAACUACCACUGUUAAUUUGAUUGAUAGCAUUCACAUAUGAGUUUAUGACUUGUACAAUCAAGCACAGAGUAUAAUCUAGCAAAAAAUAAAUACUGACCUUGGCCUAUGGCCCGUUGUAUAUAUAUAUAACACACACACACACACACACACGUGUGUGUGUGUGUGUAUAUAUAUAAUUUUUGCACUAUAAAACAUAUCUGUCUCAUCACAAUGCCAUAAUUGCUGAAAAUGAGUGACUGUUGACAAGUUUCAACAUAUUGUGCUAUAUUGUAUCAAUGUAUUGUCUAACACACAUUGAACACAUUAUUUUGUUAUCAGGUGGUGUAAUAAACUGAAUUCUUUAGA
Molecule: messenger RNA, 4911 nt
Organism: Gigantopelta aegis
Lineage: Eukaryota; Metazoa; Mollusca; Gastropoda; Neomphalida; Peltospiridae
Product: arginyl-tRNA--protein transferase 1-like
Exons: 10
Coding region: 8-1576 (522 amino acids)
Biological process (GO): protein arginylation
Cellular component (GO): cytoplasm
Molecular function (GO): arginyl-tRNA--protein transferase activity
Source: RefSeq, a predicted model, not a curated record